AUGGCGGCCAAAGCGGGUCACGUUACUGCCGGCGAUCCAGAUUCGCAACCGCAGAAACAUCGGAGGCUACAUCAACUGCUAGCAAAGUGUAGCGACGUGAAAAGUAUUGUUUUUUUCCUCACAUGUACAGCCUUUCUCUUCCACUUUUCUACCGGCAUUCUCUAUCGACUUGUCUACCAUUCGCCGUCUAGUGUCACGACGCUAUCGCCACCGCAACUUCUAAACGUUUCAACAGUUGAGCCGCCUAUGACCGCUGCUGAACAAGAAUUUGACAUCAUCGAUACCUUUGAGACAGAAGAUAAAAUAACUUUGGUGAGAAUCUUGAAUGAAGCAUCAAUGAAGGAGAAGAAAACGGUGAUCGUAACGAUGAUGAAUCAGGCUUGGGCAGAGCCAAAUUCGACCUUUGAUGCAUUUCUUGACGGUUUCUACGCCGGCGAAGGGACGGAGAGGCUGCUACGUCACGUGGUGGUGGUGUGUUUGGACAAUGAGGCCUACUCACGGUGCAAUGAGGUCCAUCCUCGCCGUUGCUUCUUGCUGAAGACUACCGGAGUUGAUUUCUCUGGCGAGAAGCUGUUCAUGGUCCCGGAUUAUCUCAGGAUGAUGUGGCGUCGAACCGAGUUCUUGGGUUCUUUGCUUAAGCUCGGAUAUAACUUCCUCUUCACGGACAUGGAUACAAUGUGGCUUCGAGAUCCAUUCACUCGGUUAUUUUCAGAAGUAGAUUUUCAAGUUGCUGGCGAUUACUACCGCUUCAACGGCAAUUCCAGUGAUCUCCGAAAUAAAGUUAAUGGAGGCUUCAAUUUCGUUGUGGCAAACCGCAAAACAGUCGAAUUCUACAACUAUUGGUAUGCAUCGAGGCUGAGAUUCCCCGGGAAAAAUGAGCAGGUCGUACUCGAACGGAUAAAGCAUGAUCUUUAUAUCAAACAAAUAGGGCUCACAAUUAGGAUUCUUGAUCCGGUUUACUUUGGAAAUUUCUGCCAACCAAAAUGGAAUAUCAGCAAAGUCUGCAUAAUGCAUGGUAAUUGCUGCAGUGGGAAAAGGACCAAGGUUAAAGAUUUGAGACAUGUUCUUCAGGAUUGGCAAAAUUAUAUGUCGGUGGUGGCUUCAGGGAAGGCUGAUGGCCACAAAUUAGGGUUUCGAAAGCCGAUGAAUUGUUGGAGAAGAGGAAGGCGACAUUAA
Messenger RNA from Microthlaspi erraticum, 1176 nucleotides. The record is from the annotation of a GenBank genome assembly. Lineage: Eukaryota; Viridiplantae; Streptophyta; Magnoliopsida; Brassicales; Brassicaceae.